Molecule: messenger RNA, 1483 nt
Organism: Rhododendron vialii
Lineage: Eukaryota; Viridiplantae; Streptophyta; Magnoliopsida; Ericales; Ericaceae
Product: probable pectate lyase 5
Exons: 4
Coding region: 97-1311 (404 amino acids)
Molecular function (GO): pectate lyase activity
Source: RefSeq, a predicted model, not a curated record
AUCAUCCUAUCCCGGUAUCCCCCAUCCCACUGUCUCUAGCUUUCUCUCUCUACCCCACACACAGAGAGAGUGAGAGAGAGAGAGACAGAGUGGGAAAUGGCAAGUCCUUCACUCCUCUCUCUCAUCUUCCUCCUCUCUGUCCUAACCCCCGCACUCAUUUCCUCCUCAGAAGUUCAAGACCCUGAGCUAGUAGUACAAGAUGUACACAGGAGCAUCAAUGCAUCGAGGAGGAACUUGGGAUAUUUUUCAUGCGGGACCGGAAAUCCCAUCGACGAUUGCUGGCGGUGCGACUCAAAGUGGGAGAAAAACCGCCAGCGGCUCGCCGACUGCGCCAUUGGGUUCGGCAAGAAUGCCGUUGGAGGACGAGACGGUAAAAUCUACGUGGUCACCGACUCCAGCGACCACGACGUGGUGAACCCCAAACCCGGGACCCUCCGCCACGCAGUCAUCCAAGACGAGCCGCUGUGGAUCAUCUUCGCGCGCGACAUGGUGAUCAAACUGAAGGAAGAACUGAUCAUGAACUCGUUCAAGACGAUCGACGGCCGGGGAUCGAGCGUCCACAUUGCGGGAGGGCCGUGCAUCACCGUGCAAUUCGUGACCAACAUCAUCAUACACGGGAUCAACAUCCACGAUUGCAAGCAGGGAGGGAACGCUAUGGUGCGGGACUCCCCUCGGCACUACGGGUGGAGGACGGUAUCGGACGGCGACGGGGUGUCGAUCUUCGGGGGCAGCCACGUGUGGGUGGACCAUUGCUCGUUGUCGAACUGUAAGGACGGGCUGAUUGAUGCGAUUCAUGGGUCCACGGCUAUCACCAUUUCGAACAAUUACAUGACGCACCAUGACAAGGUCAUGCUGCUGGGCCACAGCGAUUCGUAUUCUCAGGAUAAGAAUAUGCAAGUCACGAUUGCUUUUAAUCACUUUGGGGAAGGUCUUGUUCAAAGAAUGCCAAGAUGUAGACAUGGUUACUUCCAUGUGGUGAACAAUGACUACACCCAUUGGGAAAUGUAUGCCAUUGGAGGGAGUGCUUCCCCCACUAUCAAUAGCCAAGGCAACAGAUUUCUUGCCCCUAAUAACAGAUUCAGCAAAGAGGUGACCAAACAUGAGGAUGCACCAGAGAGUAAAUGGAAGCACUGGAAUUGGAGAUCAGAAGGAGACCUGAUGUUGAACGGCGCAUAUUUCACCCCAUCUGGUGCUGGAGCUUCAUCAAGUUAUGCCAGAGCCUCAAGUUUGGGUGCAAGGCCAUCUUCCGUCGUCGGUUCAAUGACAAUCGGCGCAGGUGCACUGAACUGCAGAAAGGGUUCCCGCUGUUGAUCGAAACCCGACCCCAUUUUUUUGCUUUGGAAAAUUUGGGGGUGUUUUGAAAAUUCUAAUUUGGCACCAAGUUAGCAGAAAAUAGAGGAAAUUGGACUAGAGAGGAGGGAAAAGUAGGGCACAAGAAGUCCAAUAUCUACUGCUAGGAUAUCUAAUACUUAUGAUUUAUGAA